AUGGACGAGGCCGGAACCACCGCGACGUCUGCCCUGAAAGAGAGCGCCUUCUCCAUGAUGAUGAGAGAGGCCAGAGCCAGAAAGUUGCAGGAAGCGGAUGAAGACGUYAAAGUUCCGGCCGAGUUCACCGCCAUGGACAACGUCUUCGGCAUCGCGGAGCUUGCGGAGAAGAUCUUCCUCGAAUGCAGAAUCCAGGAUCUCCUGGUCAGCUACCAACGGGUCAACAAGCAGUGGCACGACAUCAUCACAUCUUCCAAAAGACUUCAGCAAGCAUUGUUCUUCGAAUCUGUCAGCGGCCACUAUGUCGAUAGCUUUGGCGAUCACUUUGCAAACUGGUGGCAGUAUUACGAUGAUGAAGAGAACGAUGGAGACGAGGGGAAGCUUGCUGAGGCACAGCGCCGUAAGGAUGAGGGCAAGCGCGUCCUCGUUUUCAGGAACCCUUUCUUCGAGAAGUUGCACCACAAGACUCGGACAGAGAAGUACAGGGCUCCAUCUGCAUACGUUGCUGCCGCCAACGAGGACUACAACCGGCGGCGCCAGGAUAUGGACAGCCGAAAUGCAAGCUGGCGACGAAUGCUGGUCUCCCAACCACCUAUAAUCAAACGUGAUUUCACACGCUUCGAUUAUCCGGGCCUGAUGCCGAUGACAAAGGAAUCUAGCAGCCCUUUGCUGCUUCAAGAUACACUCAACGACGACGACAGGUGUGCCACCCGACCUGAUAACGUAUUCGAUAAGAUGGUUCCGGUAGUCUUUGCCCAAGACGUCAAGCGGAUCAAUUACGAGAAGGGGGAGUACGACUUUGAGGUGUGUCAGCACGAUAUGGCUUGGGACAUUAAAAACGCCCUAGGAUAUUACUCUUGA
Messenger RNA from Ramularia collo-cygni, 861 nucleotides. RefSeq lists its product as uncharacterized. Lineage: Eukaryota; Fungi; Ascomycota; Dothideomycetes; Mycosphaerellales; Mycosphaerellaceae. The coding region runs from base 1 to 861 and encodes 286 amino acids. The record is from RefSeq and is a predicted model, not a curated record. Gene Ontology annotation, molecular function: protein binding. The transcript has 2 exons.